Molecule: messenger RNA, 861 nt
Organism: Penicillium pulvis
Lineage: Eukaryota; Fungi; Ascomycota; Eurotiomycetes; Eurotiales; Aspergillaceae
Exons: 3
Coding region: 1-861 (286 amino acids)
Source: RefSeq, a predicted model, not a curated record
AUGGCCACACAAACAUUGGCCUCAACAUGGUCUCCAACAAGCUGCCCAGCAUCAACUGAUCUUUGGGAGAUUUACGUCACCACCAGUGCUGUUUUCUUUCUCCUGGGCCCUCUGAUGGCAACCUCCGAGUGCGCACCCUCUGGCUAUAACCCGACAGUACCAUAUUAUGCCGCAUCCUGUCCGACUGGCUAUACUUCCGCCUGUGCAAAUGGUCUUGACGAUGCGACAACCGUCUGCUGCCCAACCGCGCGUGCCAUGACAUGUGCAUCCAGUGCAAAGGUAUACAGCUCACUCACCCUAAGCUGCGAAGAGAGGUUUUCGAGCUCGUAUACUGCAGAGGUCACCACGACCUCGGUUUUUGUCACAACCGGUGAGACGGGGACUGCAACGGUCGUUUUAACACCUGAUUUCGAUGCGGUCAACGCGUUUGGACUGGAAUACGUUCCGGUGACUUCUACGAGCAGUAGCUCAUCCACAGCAGAAGCGACCAUAACCUCGACAAUCACUUCUUCCUCAUCUACAGCGACAGCCACCUCUAUAACCCCAACUACUGCGGAUAAGACUUCUGGCACCAGCCUUUCUACCGGUGCAAUCGUCGGCAUUGUAGUCGCAGCUGUCGCUUUCGUUGCCAUCAUCGCUCUGGUUUGGAAUCGCUCAAAGAUCACUGCAUGGAUCCACCGUCAUACUGCUCCACAGACAGAUCAGAAGGAACGAAUAAUAUAUUCAAAUUCCUUCCAGGAAGGCUCGGGACAGCAAUUUACCGCAUAUCAUACAACAAGCAUGGUUCGGCCCACAGAGCUAGACUCAGCAUGGGGACCAUCGGAGCUGUCAUCGACGCCACAGAUUGUAGAGAAGGGCUGA